CAUCUCCUCAAUAAUUAUUCAAAUAACAAUCAAAUAUUUUAGCUUUCGACAGAUUCCCCGUCAAUUCUGCUUGCCGUGUUCAUUGAUCCAUUCUCAACAAUAUCUCCCUUCAUCAAAACAUCAAAAAGCUUCGUUAUUUAUAGCCAGACCCUUUCUGGGUGCUUCUGAGAUUUUCUCUUCGGUAUUUCGUUUUGGGAGAUUAAGCCCUUUUCUGCAAAAAUGGCUGCUGCGACGUCUGCUGGGGUUGUUGGUGGUAAUGCUUCGUCUGCUUCCUGGAUGCAAUUCAAAGGCAAGGAAAGGAAGCAUGCCAAGAUGAACAGAUCUAGGGUUUGUUGCUCUUAUUCUUCUUCUGUGAUGGAUCCUUACAAGACCUUGAGAAUACAACGAGGUGCCUCUGAAUCUGAAGUCAGGAAGGCUUUCCGACAGCUCGCUCUGCAGUACCAUCCAGAUGUAUGCAGAGGGAGCAAUUGCGGGGUGCAAUUUCACGAAAUCAACGAGGCAUAUGAUACUGUGAUGGCUAGGUUGAGAGGAGAAUCAACUGCGACAGAAACUUACGAGAGUAUUUAUGACAAUGACACAGAUGAGUCACUGAGAGAAACGAACGGCCCAGAUUAUGACAUGUGGGAGGAGUGGAUGGGGUGGGAAGGAGCAGGAAUCCGUGACUACACUUCACAUAUUAAUCCAUACAUAUGAAUAUUUUGACUUAUUCUCUGUUCAUAAUUAUUAGCCUUCUGAAUAAUCAUCAUCCACACCAAAUGGUGUGACUGGUGUGCUGUGUAUAGAAUCCAAGUUGAAGCGAAUGUAAAUUCCUCUAUGUAUAAUUGAAGUUGAGGAAAUCUCGCUUUAAUCCCCAAUACUAAUGACCUUAAUAUGACAAGUGACAAAAAUGGUCAUUAUUUAAGCUUUCAAAUAAAUACAAAUGUAUGUAUUAUUGCAUAUAAACUGAUGUAUCAGUACACUGCAUUUGAGCAUAUCGCUUCAAAAUUAGGGGGGCCAACUUUGUUGUCCUAUGUUUGUAUGUAUUAAAAAACGUUUCCGAGAAGUUGUUGAAUGCGUGAACAAUGUGCAGUGUAUCCAUAAGAGAGGUCAUAAAUGCUAGCCCUUUCAACACUA
This is a messenger RNA of Vigna angularis (adzuki bean), 1113 nucleotides long. RefSeq names its product chaperone protein dnaJ 8, chloroplastic. The transcript is spliced from 3 exons. The coding region runs from base 220 to 693 and encodes 157 amino acids. NCBI's taxonomy places the organism in Eukaryota, Viridiplantae, Streptophyta, Magnoliopsida, Fabales, Fabaceae. The record is from RefSeq and is a predicted model, not a curated record.